AGCGGUCAUUAUUAUAAUACUCGCUUGCUUCUUCAUCUGAGCAUCAUUUCAACCUCGAACCAGCAAACUCACAGGUGGUGUAACCUAUUCUCUCUCUCUCUUUUCGAGAAAUAAAAAUAAACAAAACCAAUCAUGUGUGACGACGAUAUUGCCGCUCUUGUCAUCGACAACGGAUCCGGUAUGGUGAAGGCCGGAUUCGCCGGAGACGAUGCCCCAAGGGCUGUCUUCCCAUCCAUCGUUGGCAGGCCCCGUCAUCAGGGUGUCAUGGUCGGUAUGGGACAGAAGGACAGCUAUGUCGGAGACGAGGCCCAGAGCAAGAGAGGUAUCCUCACCCUGAAGUACCCCAUCGAGCACGGUAUCGUCACCAACUGGGACGAUAUGGAGAAGAUCUGGCAUCACACCUUCUACAAUGAACUCCGUGUUGCCCCAGAGGAGCAUCCCGUCCUCCUUACCGAGGCUCCCCUCAACCCCAAGGCCAACAGGGAAAAGAUGACACAGAUCAUGUUUGAGACCUUCAACUCACCCGCCAUGUACGUCGCCAUCCAGGCCGUACUUUCACUCUACGCCUCUGGUCGUACCACUGGUAUCGUUUUCGACUCUGGUGAUGGUGUUUCCCACACCGUGCCCAUCUACGAGGGUUACGCCCUUCCCCACGCCAUCCUCCGUCUGGACUUGGCUGGACGUGAUCUCACCGACUACCUGAUGAAGAUCCUCACCGAGCGUGGCUACACUUUCACCACCACUGCUGAGCGUGAAAUCGUUCGUGACAUCAAGGAGAAGCUCUGCUACGUCGCCCUUGACUUCGAGCAGGAGAUGCAGACUGCUGCCUCAUCCUCCUCCCUCGAGAAGAGCUACGAGCUUCCCGACGGACAGGUCAUCACCAUCGGCAACGAGCGAUUCCGUUGCCCAGAGUCUCUCUUCCAGCCAUCCUUCCUUGGAAUGGAAUCUGCUGGCAUCCACGAGACCUGCUACAACAGCAUCAUGAAGUGCGAUGUUGACAUCCGUAAGGAUCUGUACGCCAACACUGUUCUUUCUGGAGGCUCCACCAUGUUCCCAGGAAUCGCCGACAGGAUGCAGAAGGAGAUCACCGCCCUUGCUCCACCAACCAUGAAGAUCAAGAUCAUCGCUCCUCCCGAGAGGAAAUACUCUGUAUGGAUCGGAGGCUCCAUCCUUGCCUCUCUCUCAACCUUCCAACAGAUGUGGAUCAGCAAGCAGGAAUACGAUGAGUCUGGCCCAUCCAUCGUCCACAGGAAAUGCUUCUAAACAACUCAUUUUUGUUUUACUUCUGUUGAGCACAAUAACGAACUCCUGGGGUGGGUUAAGUGGGUCACCUUUAUCAAAUGGGAAAAUUCUGGAACAGUUGGGUUGAUUAGGAAUUAUCUAGCUAUCCAUCCCCGAUAAUAGUCCCAUCAUGGCUAUUGAUUGCUCAAACACUUGACAUAUUAUGGCGAUUUUUUUGCCCAUACUGGUGACCACUUUACCAAUUUGUUAAAUUAAAAACAAAUAGGUCCUGAACCUGCCUCAACUUUGGCAAAGUAAAGAGAGAGAAAUAUUGUGAGAAAAGGUUGACAUUAUCUUCUGGUUCCGAGGUUGGCAAUGAGGAUAAAAAUCAACAUCCAAACUUAAUAUAACUUAAUAAAAAAAUAGUUCCCUUUUAGUCAACAAUUUUUGUUCUACUAAAAUUUCUUUGAACCAAUCCGUGAUUCUACGGAAUAACAUUCUUGCAAAAGCACACGAUUUUGUAUCUUUAUAUUUAUAAGUAAAUUGCUUUAGAGAAACUUAUGAUUGCAUUAUAAUCUUGAAAAGAAAUCUUAAAGAGAAUAAUCUAUGAUACAUAAUGAUAAAAAUGCGCGUUCAACUUGGAUCAUGCAUAUUUUUGUUUGAUAUGUACACUGUAUAUAUUUUGUAACUCUAAAAAAAUAUGAAAAAAAAGAAACACAACUGCAAUUCUCAACAUGAGAAUGCAAUAAAAAAGCAGUACUAAGUA
Molecule: messenger RNA, 1987 nt
Organism: Lytechinus variegatus (green sea urchin)
Lineage: Eukaryota; Metazoa; Echinodermata; Echinoidea; Temnopleuroida; Toxopneustidae
Product: actin, cytoskeletal 1A
Exons: 4
Coding region: 133-1263 (376 amino acids)
Source: RefSeq, a predicted model, not a curated record